GACACCUCCCCCUCGCUGAGGCUUGGGUUUCAGGGGUGACUUAACAGUGGCCAGGGGAGUGCCCUGCCCGCUGGCCCCAGUCCCAGUCCACCAUGCUCACAACCCCAUGGCUGCUUCUCAGUCUCGCCAUCCCUGCGCUGGGCUUCCACACGACCUUCAGCUGUCCCAACGAGAAGCAAUGCCAGAAAGCCCUCCUCUCUGACAAUGACAUCUUUCUGCCCUGCAACUCUUCUGGGGCACAGUGGUACUUCUUCUUCCUGCAAGACAAGGCCAGCUGGUCCAACAAAGUCUCUAGAGUUUCCAACAUAGAAAUCAUACCCGGGACCGGCAUUCUCAUCCGAGACCCGGCGCCCUCCCAGACGGGCUUCUACCACUGCCAGGACAGGGACGGCAUCCAAGUGGUGCAGUACGAGAUUGACUUCCAAGAUGUCAGCACCUUACACAUCACCCACAGAGGACUGGGCCAGAAGCCCCUGCAGAAUGAGACCCUGAGUCUGGGUGGCGCGGAACUCAUCUUCACCCGCUGGGAGCCCUGGCAGGACUGUAACCGCUGCGGGGAGCCCGGGGAGCGGAAACGGCUGGGCUACUGCUACAUCAAGGAGCCUCUACAGGAGCCCAUGCCGUGCUGGCUCUAUCUGGGGGAUCUGAAGCUUUGGUCCAGCCGCAUGCGGCCAGAGAUGCAGGUGGAGGCCUGCCAGGUCCCAUGCAAAAUAUCCACGGUGGAUUUCAUCACCUUCGACAACUUCGAGAUCAGGGAGGAUUUGGGGUCCGUGUGGCUCACCUGCCCCCGGGGAUCUAUCUACAGGCCCAUCCUCUGGGAAGUCAAUGACAUCCCCCUGACCUGGCAGGGCCAGCUCUCCAACCAGGUCCUGAGCAGCAUUCUGGAACCCACCAACGGCGGCAGGCAGCUUCAGGUCUUCGAGCCGGCCAUUUACAAGUGCUUUGUGAAGCAGGAGCUCAUGGCUCGCUUCAACCCCAGGCCCUUUCCGGACGUGCCGGAGACCCUCCAGCAAGAGGAAGCCGGACCACAGCUGGAGUCGAGGGAGGCCCGGAAGGGGAAGGCCAGGUCCGUCCUCAAGGGGCUCAAGCUGAUGCUGCUGGUAGGCAUCUUUCUGGGCCUGCUGGGCCUGCUGCUCAAGCUCUGCCACCCUUCCCAGCACAAAAGAAGCGACCAGGUGCUGCUGGUGAAAUAAAGCGGGCCCCCGGGGCCCAGGACGGCUGGUCUCCCGCGUCCUCAUCCCCUGAAUGGUCCUUCCCACGACAGCUGGGGCGUGGGCCUGGGCAGGGGCACAAGACAGACCCACAGUUACAGCCGAGGCCGGUCUUCCCU
Molecule: messenger RNA, 1330 nt
Organism: Lutra lutra (Eurasian river otter)
Lineage: Eukaryota; Metazoa; Chordata; Mammalia; Carnivora; Mustelidae
Product: protein FAM187B-like
Exons: 2
Coding region: 93-1193 (366 amino acids)
Source: RefSeq, a predicted model, not a curated record